GCUGUACGCUCAUUCGUGUCCCGGUGAAGUGAGGGUGUGGUGGAAAGGACGCGGCUGUGUGCCGGGGCGUACAAACAUUGGUUGUACGCAAGUGGUCGUGGUAGGUGACAUCGCGUAGACUGUUAAAAGACAUUCUCAAGUCCUGAUUAGUCGGGAAACACAGAAGAAGGCAGUGAUGUCGAAGACCAAUCACAUUUCAGCCUAAAGCGUGGUGUCUUCAUUGUGAUGGUAAAGUGAAGUUGUAUUCGACGGAAAGCUCAAGUCUUCUGAGGAUCAACAUCUUUGGGAAGGAUGGAAUCUGGACAGCUAUCCUCCAAUCUCCUGAAAUGGCUGGAAACAUUUCAUGCUGGAAAAAAUGCCACAAAACCUGAAGAUAUCAGUGAUGGCGUUAUCAUAGCGACAGUGCUCCAUGAAAUCGAGCCGCUGUGGUUCGACGACGCCUGGCUGGGAAAGAUCAAGACGGACGCCGGCGGCAACUGGCGACUCAAGGUCAGCAACCUGAAGAAGGUGACCCAGGGGAUCAACGACUACCUCGCCGACAGUCUGGAGCUGAACAUCGCCCACCUCACGCAGCCCGACGUCAACAAGCUGGGUGAGUAGCGGCCGCGCGCCCGCGGU
Messenger RNA from Pollicipes pollicipes, 618 nucleotides. Its product is annotated as protein Hook homolog 3. Gene Ontology annotation, molecular function: microtubule binding; dynein light intermediate chain binding. Lineage: Eukaryota; Metazoa; Arthropoda; Thecostraca; Pollicipedomorpha; Pollicipedidae. Gene Ontology annotation, cellular component: centrosome; cytoplasm. The record is from RefSeq and is a predicted model, not a curated record. The transcript is spliced from 4 exons. Gene Ontology annotation, biological process: cytoskeleton-dependent intracellular transport; cytoplasmic microtubule organization. The coding region runs from base 292 to 600 and encodes 102 amino acids.